Molecule: messenger RNA, 842 nt
Organism: Glycine soja
Lineage: Eukaryota; Viridiplantae; Streptophyta; Magnoliopsida; Fabales; Fabaceae
Product: cytochrome c-like
Exons: 3
Coding region: 153-494 (113 amino acids)
Biological process (GO): mitochondrial electron transport, ubiquinol to cytochrome c; mitochondrial electron transport, cytochrome c to oxygen
Cellular component (GO): mitochondrial intermembrane space
Molecular function (GO): electron transfer activity; heme binding
Source: RefSeq, a predicted model, not a curated record
GGCCCGUGGCCAACGCGAUCCAAUUUCCCACCCUGCCGUCUCGCAUUCAUAUAUAUAUGCAUGUGUUCUGAAUAGUCUAUUCUUCAUUGCAAGUUUUCCGCACAACUCUUUCACCUCUUGUUUUCCCCAAUCCUUUUCGCCUUUGUCUGCGAAUGGCGUCGUUCGAUCAGGCACCUCCCGGCGAUGUCAAAUCCGGUGACAAAAUCUUCAGGACCAAGUGCGCUCAGUGCCACACCGUCGAAAAAGGUGCCGGUCACAAGCAAGGACCCAAUCUGAAUGGUUUGUUUGGAAGGCAAUCUGGCACAACUCCCGGAUAUUCCUACUCUUCAGCUAACAAGAACAUGGCUGUGACUUGGGAAGAAAAGACACUAUACGAUUACUUGCUUAACCCCAAAAAGUAUAUUCCAGGGACAAAGAUGGUAUUUCCUGGUCUUAAGAAGCCUCAGGAACGUGCUGAUCUUAUUGCAUAUCUGAAAGAAUCCACUGCACAGUGAUUAUACAUUUUCAUACAUUCAAUUUUGCAGCGUGCUUUCAAAUUUCUGGAGAUUUAAUUUUCGGUCAUUUAGUUCUGUCAUGCAGGAAGUGCUGUAUCUUUGGCUAAUAAUGUAGGCUACAUUGGUCUGCAAUGCUAUUUUGUUCAUUUUGCAUUGCUUCUGAAAAAAAAACAGCCGAAUAUUGGCUAUAUCUCUUGAAAAUUGAAACAUUCUUAUCAGCAUUUGAUUUAAUUGGACCACAGUUCAUUAUUAUGCUUAGCUGAAUUCAUCAUUUUCGUUUUACUUUGGUUUUGCUUAGCUGAAUAUGUUAGCGGGAGGGAUCGUAUGAAUAAUAAGCAGUAUUGAAGA